AUGUCGCACUCGCUGCAUCGUCCGCCCCUUACCACCACCACGACCGCGCCCUUUCACGGCCACACAUCCAUGGCGUCUGCACCUGCAAACGUCGACAUCAUCAACGUCCGCGCGGACAGGCGCCUUGCCGAUGGCGAGGACACCAUCCGCGCGCAGAUCUACUACCCCUUUUCCGCCGAAGAGGAGAUCCUCAAGACCCGUGCUGACGAAAUCGCGCGCGUCAUGCAUGCUGCCGACGGCGGCGAGGUCAAACUGACGAAGUCGUCGUCGAGCUCGGUGCUGGCACUCUCAGGCUUGGUUCCCCCCACAAUGGCAUCGCCGAUCACCUACUAUGCCCUCGAUCUACAGGAACGCGAGCUUGCUCGCACCCUGAAAGAACUAAACGCGUCCGACGUCGGCGCGCAAAUCAGCGGCAAGGGUGGCCUCGAGGGCCGCACUGGUGUCGACCGCGUCUCCGCGCGACUCUCCGAGCAGUACAAACUAGACAAGACAGGUCGGGACGUGUCGCCUAGUUCUGCCUCCGAAACCUCCUCUGGAAGAGGCAGCGACGAGACUGACGAAACUCCGCCGUCGACGCCCGGCGACCACUCGCCGCUGCACAUCCUAUUCUUAGGAUCGUCUCUGGGCAACUUUCCCCGAGGCGAUGACGCUGCGUUCUUGCAGUCCCUGCCGCUCCGCACCGGCUCCGGCGACACGCUGCUUCUCGGCUUGGAUCGUGACAACGACCCGAAGGAUAUUGAGACCGCGUACAAUGACCCACAGGGCGUCACCGAGGCUUUCAUCAUGAACGGCCUCAAGUGUGCUGGAAAAGCGCUAGGCGACGAAGGCUUGUUUGUCGAGAACAAGUGGGCAUACGUUGGCCGAUACAACAAAGACCAGCGCCGUCAUGAGGCAUUCUACAAGUCCCUCGAGGACCAGACCAUCAUCGACCCUGUCAGCAAAGCAGUCUACUCGUUCAAAGCAGACGAGCUCGUCAGUGUCGAGGUAUCACAUAAGACUGUUCAACGAAGCGAACCUGCGACCCAUUCAUCGCUGGACCGACAGCUCCUCGCGCUACUCCCUCUGGCUACUCGAGCGCCCUUCCUUCCUCUUCUCCCUUCUCUCACCGCCCGAGGCGGAGCGCUCCCGUUCAGCAUGCCGACGCUGGACGAGUGGCAGACGAUGUGGGCCGCGUGGGACUUCAUCACACAGCGGAUGAUCCCGCCGUCGAUGCUCUUCCAAAAGCCGAUCGACCUCAGGCACAUCUGCCUGUUCUAUAUGGGGCACAUCCCGACGUUCUUGUCGAUUCAUCUGUGUAGACUGCUCGGAGAGGCGGAUACAGAGCCUGCGCACUUCAAGUACAUAUUUGAACGAGGGAUCGACCCCAACGUGGACGACCCUACUCAGUGCCAUUCUCACUCAGAGGUUCCCACGCGCGACGAAGACUGGCCAUCUGUCGCCGACAUCCUUCAGUACCAGAGCAGGGUGCGGAAGCGGAUCAUCAAACUUUACGACGACUUCGAGUCCGGGUCGGUCGUCCUCACGAGGAAGAUUGCUCGCGUCAUGUUCAUGACUCUCGAGCACGAGGCGUUCCAUGCUGAGACGCUUCUCUACAUGCUGCUCCAGCGUGCCGGUACGGGUACGAUUCCUCCAAGCGGGUUCACUCCCCCCGCAUGGUCCACUCUCACCGACUCCUGGGACCGUGCUCCACACCCGAAGGAUCGCACUGUGAAGCUCGGACCGGCCACCAUCACGCUCGGGCAUGAUGAUGAUGAGGCGGAUGACGCCUCGACUGACGUCGCAACGCACGAGUUUGGGUGGGACAACGAGCAUCCGAAAAGGCAGGUCGAUGUUGGCGCGUUCAAGAUCGAGUGGCGCCCCGUGACGAACGGCGAGUUCUACGAGUACUAUGUUGACAAGGGCAAGGACGUGAUGAAGUUCCCCGCGAGCUGGGUCGAGAUCAAUGGCGAGGUUCAUGUCCGCACGCUGUAUGGUCCGGUUCCCAUCAAGGUUGCCUGGCACUGGCCCAUCAUCACCUCGUUCGAGAACUUGUCCACCUACGCGAGUGUGAAGGGCGGACGCAUCCCAACUGAGCCCGAGCUCCGCAUCUUCCUUGACAUGUUCGAGAGUGGCUAUGAGGGUGGUGCAAACGGCGACUAUGGGAGGGGAGCGAGACGGAGGAAGGGACACAAUGGGGGUGUGUUUGAGUGGACGUCGACUAUUCUUGAAAAGCAUGAAGGCUUUGUGCCGUCGCGCCUUUACCCUGGCUACUCCGUCGACUUCUUCGACGGACAUCACCAGGUUGUGAUCGGUGGCUCCUAUGCGACGAUCCCUCGGCUUGCGGAGCGCCGCACCUUGCGGAACUACUACCAGCACAACUACCCGUAUGCUUGGGUUGGCGCGCGUAUUGCGUAUGAUGUUUAA
Messenger RNA from Fomitopsis serialis, 2403 nucleotides. RefSeq lists its product as uncharacterized. The coding region runs from base 1 to 2403 and encodes 800 amino acids. Lineage: Eukaryota; Fungi; Basidiomycota; Agaricomycetes; Polyporales; Fomitopsidaceae. The record is from RefSeq and is a predicted model, not a curated record. The transcript has 14 exons.